AUGAAGAACGCAUUUACCAUUGCCCUUGCGGCCCUCUUCAUCGACACCAUCAGUGCCGGACUCUCCGGCCACACAAUCUACUAUCCCACGGGCAGCAACGCGAGCAACGAGAAGCUCCCCGUGCUCGUCUGGGGCAACGGCGCGUGCAGCACGGAUGGAAAAUCCAACAGCGCGCUACUGCAAAACAUUGCGUCGUACGGCUUCAUUGCGAUUGCCGAGGGCGCGCCCACGGGCGGCGGCUCGUCCAACGCGCAGACGAUGAAGGCGGCUAUCGACUGGGUAUCCAAGGUAGCUGGAACCGGCGACUACAAGAACGUGGAUGCCAGCAAGAUCAUGGCAGCGGGCUUUUCGUGCGGCGGCGUCGAGGCCCUCGACAACAUCAACGAUGCGCGCGUCGAUACCAUCGGUGUGAUUAGCUCGGGCCUCCUGAGCAACACGGAUGCAGCCAAGAGCUGGAAGAAGCCGAUUCUGUUUGUCAUGGGUGGAACGGGGGAUAUCGCGUAUAACAAUGCCGAGCGCGACUACAAGAACAUGCCAGCCACGACUCCCGUGUGGAAGGGCAACAUUCCCGUCGGCCACGGCGGCACCCUGUUCGACAAGGAUGGCGGCCGCUUCGGCAAGGCCAUUCUCAACUGGAUGCUGUGGACCAUGAAGGGCGACCUCAAGGCCAAGACGUACUUUACCUCUGGCUACUCGGCCGACGGAUACUCGGUCCAGUCCCGGAACCUCGACACGCUCAAGCCUUUUUAG
Molecule: messenger RNA, 750 nt
Organism: Exserohilum turcica Et28A
Lineage: Eukaryota; Fungi; Ascomycota; Dothideomycetes; Pleosporales; Pleosporaceae
Exons: 3
Coding region: 1-750 (249 amino acids)
Source: RefSeq, a predicted model, not a curated record